AUGGCGGACCAAACAAAUGCAGGGGGGCCUCAAAAGACCCCGAUUCUGGCUCCCGCAGCGCACUGCAAGGCGCCGGAAAAGCCCAUUCUCACGGCCGAGCAGCAGGCCAAAUAUGAGUGGCUCCUAGAGAAAGCAAAGACCUGGACAGAAGUCCCCUCAACACAGGGCAAGGGCGGUCCUCUCACCGACAGUGAGAAAUUAUGGCUCACGCGCGAGUGUCUCCUGAGAUACCUCAGGGCCGUCAAGUGGAAGCAGGAGGAGGCCGAGAAGCGAAUCCUGGAGACUCUGACCUGGCGGAGAGAAUACGGCGUCGAGGACCUCACCGCUGAGCACAUCUCGCCCGAGAACGAGACGGGCAAGCAGAUCAUUCUGGGUUUUGAUAAGCAGGGCCGUCCUUGUCAGUACCUGAACCCCGGGCGCCAGAACACAGAGGUCUCGCCCCGACAGGUCCAACAUCUGGUCUACAUGGUCGAGCGGGUGAUCGAGCUCAUGCCGGCACAGCAGGAGACGCUGAGUCUGCUUAUCAACUUCAAGUCUGGCAAGACCAGGACCAACACUGCUCCCGGCAUUGGCCAGGGCCGCGAGGUUCUCAACAUUUUGCAGACUCACUACCCGGAGAGGCUAGGUCGAGCAUUGAUCAUCAAUGUCCCCUGGGUUGUCUGGGGAUUUUUCAAGCUGAUCACGCCUUUCAUCGACCCCUUGACCCGUGAGAAGCUCAAGUUCAACGAGGACAUGUCGCAGUACGUCCCGAAGGAGCAGCUGUGGACGGAAUUCAUGGGCGACCUAAACUUUGAGUAUGACCACGCAACCUACUGGCCGGCCCUGACCAAGCUCUGCGCGGAGCGCCGUGAGGCCAAGAGGCAGAGAUGGGAAGCUGGAGGCAAGCACAUUGGCGAGUUGGAGGAUUACCUGACCGGCAUCUCUCCCAACGGAGUCGCACCGCGGCCGGAGGCGCCCAGUGAAGACCCGGAGGCAGAGGGUGCGGCGACGCCAGACACAGAGGUCGACCCCAAGGAGCUGGCCGAGAAGCUGCACGCCGUCAAGAUCGCAGAGGAGAAGCCGGCCGUCGUCGACGCUCCGAUCCCGUCCGUGCCGGCUUCGCCAGAGCCGACCAGGGCUUGA
Molecule: messenger RNA, 1122 nt
Organism: Neoarthrinium moseri
Lineage: Eukaryota; Fungi; Ascomycota; Sordariomycetes; Amphisphaeriales; Apiosporaceae
Exons: 2
Coding region: 1-1122 (373 amino acids)
Molecular function (GO): phosphatidylinositol transfer activity
Source: RefSeq, a predicted model, not a curated record